UUCAUCAUGGGGGACAUGAAAACCCCAGACUUUGAUGACCUCCUGGCUGCUUUUGACAUCCCCGAUCCGACUAGCCUUGAUGCCAAGGAGACCAUUCCAUCAGCGGGAGAGGAGAAUGAGAAUCACCUGAAAUCGGCAGGAAUCUGCAUAGAUGAAAACGUGUCCUUGUCCCACUCCCUGCCUCCCUCUGAUGCUCCUGUCGUGAGUGUUAUUGUAAAGAACACGAGUCGUCAAGAGUCCUUUGAAGCAGAAAAGGACGGGAAUCACCUCGGGACUGGUCUGUUACACAAUGGGUUUCGUGGCUCUGAGCUGCCAUCAGAGGCUCACACUUUAGUGCAUAAUUAUGGGAAAUUUGAGUCAACUUUUAUUAAUGGUGAUAGCUCAAGAAGUUACUCUGAAAAACUGGACCAGUCCAAGUCAGAGCCUUUACCAACAUUUAGUCAGUUUAGCCCUAUUUCCAGCCCUGAACCAGAGGAUGCAUUCAAAGAGAACAGUAUUGGUGAGAAACCAAAACAUGCCCAAAGUCCGUAUUUUCCACCACCAUCAAUGUAUAUUCCAACAGGAGCUUCAGUACUAGACCAUUUUAGGAAAGUACCGGAGCCAGAAUUAAGCAUGUUUGAUCAGUAUUGUAAAAAGGAACAAAAGAUGGAAAUUCACUGCCAGCCAGAAAGUAGGCUGGAAAUGAGCAGAAGAGAACAAGACAAAGCAACAGAAAGGUUUGUGGACGCAAGCAAGGAUUUGGUAGACACCAAUAGCUUUCUUGGAGAAGGCUUGGUGUUCGGCGACCUCCCUCACAGUAAUUUAGGAGGAAGUAAAGGCUCUGUGCCCGAGCUGAACGUAUCUUCAUCGGUACCACCUCGCCAGAGGUUAAAGCCAACUCAUUCAAAGUUGUCGUCCUGCGUGGCUGCGUUAGUAGCUCUUCAGGCCAAAAAAGUUGCAUGUAUUCCAAAAGGUGACCAGCUGAGUCUUACGAAAGACCCUUCCGGUCCUUUUAAAGAUGGAACGAAGGGGAGUCCAAAAAUGCCGAAGUCGCCAAAGAGUCCGCGAAGCCCCUUGGAGGUGGUAAGGAAGGUCAGCAAGCAGCCCGAGAGUCCUCGAAGUGUGUGCAGCGACAGCAGUGGGAAGGGCUCUCCUUCCAUGGCAGCAGGCUCUCCGCCAGCUAUUCCCAAAGUUAGGAUAAAGACCAUCAAGACGUCCUCUGGUGAAAUUAAAAGGACUGUGACUAGAAUUUUGCCAGAAAACGAUGAACUGGGCAAAUCCUAUGAAGGAUCGCCCAUGGAAACCUCAUCUGCUGAAGAAUUUAUCAAGUCUUUACCUUCCCCUGACACUAGUGCAGCAAUGGAAAGUGAGACUAGCAAGAAUUCCACCAAAAACGGGGCGGCUGUGGCCAUCCAGCUCUCAAAUGUAGCAAGUCCUUACUUGGAUGGCAUGAAGACAGACAUUGCCACAAAUAAUGUGUCUGCGGUGUCACUGUCUCCACUGGCAAACUGCAGCAGUGGUGCCAUAAAAGUGGGUAUCGUGGGGCAGCAGCUGAACAAGCGGCAGCAGCAGGGCAUCGUGGUGCAGCCGUCCAGCGCGGCCAGCUCCAGUCUCCUUCCUAAAGCUGUGCACUUGGCAAACCUCAACUUAGUUCCGCACAGCGUUGCUGCUUCUGUCACCGCAAAGUCAUCCGCGCAGAGGCGAAGUCAAACGCAGCUGACACAGAUGUCGGUGCCGCUGGUGCAUCAAGUGAAGAAAGCUGCCCCUGUCGUCGUGGAAGCGUUUAAUAAAGUGCUGCACAGUGCCAAUCCGGUGCCAAUAUACACCCCAAACCUUAGCCCUCCACCCGACACCAGUAUUAAUUUACCUGCUUCUGGGUACUGCUGCCUGGAAUGUGGGGAUUCCUUUGCCUUAGAGAAAAGCCUAACUCAGCACUAUAGCAGGCGAAGUGUUCAUAUCGAGGUCAUGUGCACUCAGUGUUCAACUAUGCUACUUUUUUUUAAUAAGUGUAGCUUGCUCAAACAUGCAAGAGACCAUAAGAGCAAAGGAUUUAUCAUGCAGUGUUCCCAGCUGCUAAUGAAACCCAUUUCUGUAGACCAAAUGUUCUCACCCUCUCCUACGAGCUCUUCAGUGUCUUUGGCUCCUCAGAGUUUGCACUUCCCCUCUCCUUCGCGUAAGCCCAAUGCUGUUUCAGGAAGCGGCGUAGGAAUUUCUUCUAACACCCAACCAGCCUUGCCUCUCUUUACGGACCCGUUGAGACUAACGCGGCAUGGACUUAAGUGUCUUGAAUGUAACAAGCAGACGCAAGAUUACAUUGCUUUAGCGGCACAUUACCAGAGAACCUCAGAAGAUAAUGAGAGGCUGACGUGUCAAGUGUGCCAGAUGAUGCUCCCCAACCAGUGCAGUUACUGUGCUCACCAGAGGAUCCACGCUCACAAGUCUCCCUACUGCUGCCCGGAGUGCGGAGCCGUGUGCCGCUCCGCCUACUUCCAGACCCACGUCAAGGAGAACUGCCUGCAUUACUCCCGCAAAGUCGGGUUCAGGUGCAUCCAUUGUGGGGUUGUCUUCAUGACCUUAGCCAUGCUGAAAGUGCACAUUCAUGAGAAACACUGCGAAGUCUUCCACAAGUGUUCUUUUUGUCCCAUGGCCUUCAAGUCAGCAGACAGCACCACGGCUCACAUGACUAGCCAGCACCCAACGGAGCCUCACAAGACUACUCAGGUGAUCUACAAAUGCUCUUGCGAGACUGUCUUUAACAAGAAGAAGCUGCUGCAGGAGCACUUUCAGCAGAAUACCAACAAGCUGCUAGUGGGAGUGUUCAAGUGCCCACAGUGUCAGCUGGUGUAUAUGCAGAAACAGCAGUUGAUGCAGCACGUUAAGGGUGUUCAUGGAGUCCCCCAGAAUCCUGAGGAGCUCAUAAACUUUCGACAGAAGUCUGAGAAGGCAUCGAGGAACCAGGUUCACACCGCACCAAAGGAUCUGUCCGUAGCCAAUGGGACUUCCCACUCCUCCCUCACGAGGAAGGACAUGAGGGUGGACCACGAAUCAAAGUCCAGACUGAGAAGAAGUGGUUGGACUUGUAAGGAAUGUUCACAGUGGAUCCCCGAUCGGGAAACCUAUGUGUCCCACAUGAAGAGAAACCAUGGAAUGCCCAUGAAGAGAUACCCCUGUCGGCAGUGCGAACGCUCCUUCAAUGCCUCCAACAGUCUGCGCAGACACAUCCGCAAUAACCACGACACAGCAAAGAAAGUUUACACUUGCUGGUACUGCACAGAUGAAAACCAGACGUUUCCUCAGCCGUUCAUGCUGGAGAACCACAUCAGUCUCAUGCAUGGCAUCAAAAACCCGGACUUAUCCCAGAUGGCCAAAGCAAAAGUUCCAGAGAGAGACGCAGCAGAAGCAAAAUCUCCAAAGAGGAUGUCGACAGAUGAGCUGGGUCAGGCAGAGACCACUGCGGGUUCAGACGGGCCACCAGCCAAAAAACUGAGGGCACCCUGGAAAUGUGCUAAGUGCGGAUUUGCGACAGACAUCAGCACGGAAUUUCAGCAGCACAUACCUCAGCACAAGACGGACAGCUCCACGUAUCAGUGCUUGUUCUGUGGCUUGUGUUACACGUCCCAGAUCUCCCUGAACAGGCACCUCUUCAUCGUUCAUAAAGUGAAAGACGAGGAGGAGGAGGAGGAGGAAGACGACGAUGAUGAUGAUGAUGACAAUGAAGAGCAGGAGGAGGGAGAAGAGGAGAGGGAGAAAUUACAACCAGAGGCGAGUGAGAAUGGACACGAGGGGUAUAAUGGUGAGAUGAACACUACAGCAGAAGAAGAUGACCUGAAAUGCAAAGAGUGCAAGACUGACUCAGCUCUUUGUGAACACAGUCAGACGUGUGGCAUGGAGGGUCCUAAUAGCACCUCUCAGAGCAAUCAUUCAAAGUCUCUUAAGACUUAAAACAAACAACAACAAAAACACUUUUUGGUUGUUUGGGGUUUUU
This is a messenger RNA of Tinamus guttatus (white-throated tinamou), 3964 nucleotides long. The record is from RefSeq and is a predicted model, not a curated record. NCBI's taxonomy places the organism in Eukaryota, Metazoa, Chordata, Aves, Tinamiformes, Tinamidae.